GGCAGGGAAGAGCAGCGAAGAGCAUCCACCAGCAGAACACGUGCAGCUUCUACUCCUCUACUCCUCUACUUCUCUACUUCUCUACUUCUCCUCCGCACAUCGGCUCAGACGCAGGUCGCACUAUGAAAGGCAUUCACUCUUUGGCUGGUCUACUGCUCUUGAUUAUUGUGCAAAGCAGCUGGGAAAUCCCAAUUCAGGAGACGGAAGACAACUCCAGCUUAAUGACAGAAGACUCGCUUUUCGAUGAACCUAAGGAACUUACAAAUGUGAAGAGACAUUCACAAGGAACAUUCACCAACGAUUACAGCAAAUAUUUGGAGACAAGGCGAGCUCAAGACUUUGUUCAGUGGUUGAUGAACUCUAAGAGAAGUGGCGGCCCUACCAGACGCCAUGCGGAAGGCACCUACACCAGCGACGUCAGCUCCUACCUGCAGGACCAGGCGGCGAAGGAGUUCGUCUCUUGGCUGAAGACCGGGCGGGGGAGAAGAGAUUUUGCAGAGGAAAGCAGUGGGACCGACGUGCAGCAUAGAAGACACGUAGACGGAAGCUUCACCAGUGAUGUGCACAAGGUUCUAGACAGCAUUGCCGCUAAGGAAUAUAUACUCUGGCUCAUGAACUCUAAGCCCUCAGAAGCAAGCAGCCCGUUAAAUGGAUAUCAAUGAAAGACAUGCUUCCUUGUUCAAGAGAAUCUUUGGUACUGUACUACACCCGGAAAGCCUACAAUUCUGCACUGUACAAGACACUGUGGAUGUCGUUUAAAGCCAUACUGCUUACUGUCAUGGAACAGUCUCCUGCAAUGAAAACAAUGAAUGUUCAUACUCUAUUGAAAUCUCUCUAAACACGCUUAACUUUUGUUUUACACUGUAAACUGCCAUGCAAAAUGUGGGAUCUUCCAAUGAUUUGGGGUGCAUCAAAUGCAAAAUGCACUUUUUAGCCCUUUGAGAUUGUUUUUCUAUUUAUAAACUCUAUUUGCAUAUCUGUAAAUUGAAAAACCAUGUAUGCCUCAGGUUAA
Molecule: messenger RNA, 1012 nt
Organism: Anguilla anguilla (European eel)
Lineage: Eukaryota; Metazoa; Chordata; Actinopteri; Anguilliformes; Anguillidae
Product: glucagon-2-like
Exons: 6
Coding region: 123-662 (179 amino acids)
Biological process (GO): response to starvation
Cellular component (GO): extracellular region
Molecular function (GO): glucagon receptor binding; hormone activity
Source: RefSeq, a predicted model, not a curated record